Messenger RNA from Trifolium pratense (red clover), 1847 nucleotides. Its product is annotated as probable WRKY transcription factor 47. Gene Ontology annotation, biological process: regulation of DNA-templated transcription. The coding region runs from base 166 to 1437 and encodes 423 amino acids. The transcript is spliced from 6 exons. Gene Ontology annotation, molecular function: sequence-specific DNA binding; DNA-binding transcription factor activity. Lineage: Eukaryota; Viridiplantae; Streptophyta; Magnoliopsida; Fabales; Fabaceae. The record is from RefSeq and is a predicted model, not a curated record.
GGAAACAUAGACUUAGAUAGGAAAGACUAGUGGUCUGUGUAGAAGUUCCAUCCACCGAAUCUGCUGGCUGCACCCCCUUAUCUAUAUAUAGUUUAUUUUAUGCAUCAAAAGAUAGAUCCUCACAAGAAGCAUACAUAGCAACAAUCAACAAAAAGUUUACAUAAAAUGGAAGACAAAGGUUCAACAAAGAAAUUUAUGGAAGAUGAUGAAAAGCCAUCAUAUGAUGAUAACAAUAUAGAUUCACAAAUCAAGAAGACCGAUGGACCUUCUUCCUCUCAUAACAAUACUCAAGGAUCUACUCUUUUAUUAAGUUUGAGCCUUAAUAACACAACACAACUUCCGCAUCAAAUUCAAGCAAAGCCUCAAAUUCAAAUUGGGAAGCUCCGAGUGAAGCUUGAGGAAGAAAAGAAGGAGAAUGAAAAUUUGAAAGCAAUGUUAAAUGUGGUCAACGAACGAUGCAUUGUUCUUCAAAAUCGUUUACUUGUGGCGAUGCAUAUGCAUCAAAUAUCUUCAUCGCCUCAAAAUAAUAACAACUUGCCGAAGGGAAAUGGACAAGAUGCGGAGAAAUCAAUGUUACCUACUCGCCAGUUCUUUGACGAACCUUCAUCUUCAGAUUGUAGCAAAAAAGAAGGAUUUCAAAACAAUGAAAACAGCAUGGGAAGAAACUUUGCAUGUGAGAACAUUAAUGAAGGUGAAAUAAAUAAAAAAAUAGAGGAUGAAUCAUCUGAGGUUAGCUGCAGGAGAGCUAGAGUGUCCAUUAGGGCACGAUCAGAUUUUUCUUUGAUGAUGGAUGGGUGUCAAUGGAGAAAGUAUGGUCAAAAGACAGCUAAGGGCAACCCUUGUCCACGGGCCUAUUAUCGUUGUAGUAUGGGAACUUCAUGUCCAGUUCGUAAGCAGGUACAAAGGUGUUUCAAGGAUGAAAGUGUUUUCAUCACAACCUAUGAAGGGAACCACAAUCAUCAACUUCCACAAGCAGCAAAACCAAUUGCAAACUUAAUAUCAUCAGCACUCAACACAUUCUUUACAAACUCAUCCACAAGUUUACAAUAUGGCAACAAUCUAUCAAACACAUUCCUCUUCUCUUCACCAUUAUCUCCACCAAACUCAAAUGCUAUAGCUACUUUCUCUCCAUCUCCAACAUGUCCAAUAAUUACACUUGAUUUUACACUCCCUCCAAGUAAUUUCUUGCAAUUCAAAAACCACAAACAAUCAUCAUCAUUGUUCCCUUUUCCAUUGCAAGGUUACCCUCAAUCAUUUGAGGGUUUUCCAAAUAUGAUAAAUAAUGAGAGAAAACUUGCUUUGGUUGAUGUUGUGAGUGAAGCUAUAGCUAAAGAUCCUUCUCUUAAGGCAACAUUAUUUGCAGCUAUGUCAUCAUUCACAAAUGGAUCAGAUCCUUUAAAUAUUAAUAACCUUAGCCAACCUAGUAAGAGUGAUUAGGACCCUUGUUCUAGCCUUAAACUUUUUCAUUUUAUAUCUUAGUUAGUUAUAAAAAGUUGGAUUUGGAUCCUCUCCCACUAUACAGCGGUGCCAUAAAAAAAAAUUACUUGUUAAAAAGUGUUAUUGCAUGCCAAGGUACGUUGUUCUAGUAAAAAAAAGAUAUUGUUGCACGGAUGUAUUGUGCGUGAGAAUCAGAGUCAUAUAUGGUUUUCAAUUGCGGUUAUAUAGUUACAUUACAAAUAUGUACAUUGAGUAAAUUGUGUAAUAGAUGUUGCCACAAUUGCGGUUGCGAUGCCGUUGUUGGUAUCUUUAUAUGUGCAUUAUAUUGUGCCCAAAAUUGAGGUGGUGCCACAAUUUUAAACAAUGAUUGGACUCCAAAAAUUUGUAAUAUAAAGUAAAUCAAACAGUGA